Messenger RNA from Aaosphaeria arxii CBS 175.79, 1329 nucleotides. RefSeq lists its product as uncharacterized. The record is from RefSeq and is a predicted model, not a curated record. The transcript has 5 exons. The coding region runs from base 1 to 1329 and encodes 442 amino acids. NCBI's taxonomy places the organism in Eukaryota, Fungi, Ascomycota, Dothideomycetes, Pleosporales.
AUGCCGCCUCGAGCCUCGCUCACUGGUUCCUUCUCCGUAUCGGACGAGAACAACGUCGUCGUCUGUCCUUUACGCAACCACGAUGGCUCGGCCUGUAGAAAGCGCUGCACCGGCGAGAAACGAUAUCGCUCCAUGCAGGAGCAUAUUCGCCGCGCACAUCCCGAGCAUUAUAUCUCGAAGCUCCCCGCAACCGAGGAGAGCUUCACGUUGAUGGUCAAUACGCCUCCGUCUGAGCGACCUCCCCCACCUCCACCUCCAAUCACCUCAGUAGCAGGCCCACAAGGUUGGUGCCCUAGCUUUGGAGGCGAGAUCAAUGCCUUCUACAAUGAUGACUAUAGCUCGAAUGCCGCAGGCAGAGCCUCGGACGAGAUGCGACGAGCCUCCCUCUUACCCGCCGCCAGUGCGGCCGCAGCCCUCGCUUCGUUGCAUACCCAUCGCCCAGACUACGACUGGGAGUCGGAUGCGGAAGCAAACUCGGAGCCCGAUGCGCAAGGCUAUCGCCCACGAGCCCGCUUUGCACCCACAACCGUCGAGCAGCACAUAACCGCCGACGAGCCAUACUACACCACUGCCUCGUUGCAGCGCGAGCUAUUGCCUUCGUCCCUUGCACGCUCCCCUCCCGGCCGCUCCUCUACCUUACCGCCCGUUCCACGAUCCAUAAAGCCAAACCGACCCCGUAAGUCCUCUGUCGGCCAGAACGCCCGCAAACCGAAACAUGAACGCACAAAAUCGAAGGAGCAUGCGCGAAGAUUGAGUCAUGACCGCAAGGCAUUUUCAGCCGAACCAACAGCAGCAGCAGCCCUGUUCGGUAAGAGGUGGGAGGACCUUAUUGAUGCUGCAGCUUCCGCAACCGAAGAGGAUAGCCGAGACCUUACUCCGGUUCCCGGCUCACCGCAUCAUUCUCCAAUCAUAACUAACAGGGCAUCACUUCCCCCAUUCCUCGCAAAUCAGUUCCAGUCAUAUGCAGCAUCUCCCUUACAAAAUACCUUGACUCCGCCUCCCCAAGACCUACCAGAGCUCCAAGCCUAUCCGUCCGUUGAAUCUUCAAUAGAAUCCACAGUGUCUGGUCAAAAUUUCCACAUUCCAUCACAAGGGUUAUCGGAUUCCUCACCGACAUACCUUCACCCUGUACAGAUAUACUGCGCAGCCUGUCGAAAAUUGUCUAUACUGAAGGACAGCUACGCCUGUUCCGAGUGCAUUUGCGGUCUAUGUCAGGACUGUGUUGAUGUUCUAAUUAGCGAAAAGAUCGGAGGCCGUACUGCGAGAGGGUGUCCGCGGUGCGGAGCCGUCGGUGGGAAGUUCAAGCCCUUCCAACUGGACAUCAGAUGA